AACUUUCGCUUCAUGUAGACUGGCUAAUUCCAGUUGUGUUCGUUUUUUGUAUUUCUUACUUGGGUCGAUAUUAUUUUACUCGUGUAUUAUUAUUAAAAAUUACAAAAAUUAAACAUCUUUGGAAUCUUUAAAAUGAGUUUUCAUUUUGUUGUAUGUGCCAUCAUUUUGAUAGCCUUGACAGACUCUCUGUGUGCUGAACAAAAAAAUACACAGGAUGACGAUACGAAAGCAGGUGAAAUACGAAUUUUUAAACGCCUUAUUCCUGCCGACGUUCUAAGAGAUUUUCCGGCAAUGUGUUUUGCUUCUACUCGAUGUGCCACUGUUGAGCCCGGAAAGUCGUGGGACCUGACUCCAUUCUGCGGUCGAUCUACUUGUGUUCAAAAUGAGGAAAAUGAUACCAAGCUUUUGGAACUCGUAGAAGACUGCGGCCCAUUGCCACUGGCAAAUGACAAAUGUAAACUGGACACAGAGAAGACCAAUAAAACCGCAUCAUUUCCUUAUUGCUGCCCCAUCUUUUCAUGUGACCCCGGUGUUAAAUUGGAAUACCCCGAGAUCGGAAGGGGUAAUGACAAAAAGAAUGUUGAAUAACGAAUUCCGUUAAUAUAUUCUGAAAAUGUGUGUCAAUACAAUAAAAACAUCUGUUUCUUUAGUCAGAAAGAAAGGGCUACUUCUGUUCUAUAAAAGUUAAAUAUAUAUAUACUGCGAAAAUGUAAUCAAAAAAUGUAAUCAAAGAGAUUUUUAUUUGGCUUGUCGAAUAAAACUGUACUGCUUUUUUGGCUCGUAGGCGCUAUAGUGUGCGUGGUCAAAAUUUUUAA
Molecule: messenger RNA, 815 nt
Organism: Drosophila teissieri
Lineage: Eukaryota; Metazoa; Arthropoda; Insecta; Diptera; Drosophilidae
Exons: 3
Coding region: 133-588 (151 amino acids)
Source: RefSeq, a predicted model, not a curated record